AUGAUUCCAGAUCAUAACUGCCAGUUGCAUAUGGAAGAUGAAGAUUUGGUUAAUGAAUACAUUGUAUCGGGAGUAUUUAUAAGCUUGAGAAGAAAGUUAAAGAGGUAUUGUUUGUGCGACGAACGUCACCCCGAAGCCAAAUUAAUGUUUAAAUCAAAAGCAUCGAUAGAAAGAGAGCAAAGUCUACAUCUCUAUUAUUUUUAUAACACAGUGCAUCCUUACAGUUUGGUGAGUUUGUGGAUGGAAACGUUUCUUGUCAUUGCUUACGGAUUUAUGUUUUUUACUAUCCCGAUUUUUGGAAUAAUUGACGUACAAAUUAUUACUGAUAAUGUGCUAAUUGCUUAUUCUACAGCUUUCGAAAUAAUAGUCUUGUUGAUGAUGAUAUGGAAAUUUAAAGUGGGUUGUAUAAAAAAAAGUCACAUCGAACUGGACAUGAAGCAAAUAGCAGUGAAUUAUCUAAAAACCACUUUUAUUCUAGAAAUAUCGGUUUUGUUGUUACUGCCACUUGUUGCUUUACAACGUCAUUACAUAAAUAUUGCAAAUAUAGAAGAUUACGAAAUAAUUCCACUACUUAUAAUUUACAUGCGCGUGUUUACAAUAAGCACCUACAUGAACAGAUUCCAGAGAUUCGUAAACAUCUCGUCAAGAUUAAUAGACUUGUUGAAGUUGACAUUUGUAAUGGUGGUCAUUGGAAACAAUAUGACCUGCAUUUAUGACAACCAAUUUAACAUUGCAUUGUGGAAAAAAAAGGAAGGAGAAAACGCCAGUAAUGACUUCUUUCGACUUGUAGACUCUUUUUACACUACCUACUUGAUUAUAAUGGGAGCAAACUCCCAUCCCUUGGGUCCAGACACCACCAAAUUUAGAUUAUUCAGCAUAGUACUUCUUCUUAUUGGCGUCGUCAUGAACUUUUUGUUCUUCCUGUUUUUCUUUCGACUAAUUAAAUCCUUCAUGGAAGUUAAGAGCCAGAAGUUGACCUUUAUGAGAGUCAUGAUGGAGUACAUGCAGUACAACGAGUUUACGCCAGCAUUAAAAAAAAAGAUUUUGACCUAUUACGAUUUCAAGUAUGGAAGGAACUUUUAUGUUGAAGCCGAUAUAAACAGUGUCUUGCCGGAAAAUGUAAUCCGGAACAUUAAUGCUGUAGCGUUCAACCACUUUUUGAAGAAGAUAAGUUUUUAUCACGCUCUCACGUCGAAUAUAGUUUACCAAUUAUCGAACUCUUUGGUGAUGAAAAUUUUUUUGGCAGGCGACACCAUAGUUCACCACGGUGUUAUCGAAACAUCCAUGUAUUUUAUCUACGUGGGUACAGUAGCGAUUUACACCAAAGACGGCGUGGAGAUUUGCCACUUAACAGAAGGCGAUUAUUUUGGUGAAUUUUCUUUACUAUUAGACAUUCCCAAAACUGCCAGUGUUGUUGCCAUAGAAAAUUGUAAGGUUUUUAAACUAUCCCGGGACGUUUUGUAUGAUAAUUUGAAAAAUGAUCCUAGAGCAUUGAAGCUUAUUAAGAAGAUGUGUUUAGCAAGGGCCGGUAGACAUGACCAUAAUAUUAAAUAA
Messenger RNA from Brassicogethes aeneus, 1554 nucleotides. Lineage: Eukaryota; Metazoa; Arthropoda; Insecta; Coleoptera; Nitidulidae. The record is from the annotation of a GenBank genome assembly.